Messenger RNA from Glycine soja, 3750 nucleotides. Its product is annotated as SNF2 domain-containing protein CLASSY 1-like. The transcript is spliced from 5 exons. Gene Ontology annotation, biological process: gene silencing by siRNA-directed DNA methylation. The coding region runs from base 1 to 3750 and encodes 1249 amino acids. The record is from RefSeq and is a predicted model, not a curated record. NCBI's taxonomy places the organism in Eukaryota, Viridiplantae, Streptophyta, Magnoliopsida, Fabales, Fabaceae. Gene Ontology annotation, molecular function: ATP binding; ATP-dependent chromatin remodeler activity.
AUGGAGGCCAUGAUUUUGAACGGUGUUCUUCUUGGAAACAGUUAUGGGGUGGUAGCUCGCGUGGCUGUGGCGGGUCUUCGUGGUGGAGUGACGGCCUUCGAGGCAUAUUUGUCUCGGUCAUGGCGAGCUGUGGAGCUCAUAAAAUUUGAGUCUGGAACUACGACCCUAUAUUUUGUAGAUAAUCACCAUAUGACCAUUAAGAAAGGCUCCUUUUCAGACGUUCGAGUUAGGUCAAGGAAAGCUACUUUAUCAGAUUGCUCCUUUUUACGAACUGGGAUUGACAUAUGUGUUCUCUCAGCCUCUCAGGGUAAUGACAAUUCAGAUGAAUCUAGUGCUAAUCAUGUGUGGCUUGAUGCUAAAAUAAAUUCCAUACAGAGAAAACCACAUAAUCCAGAGUGCUCAUGUCAGUAUUAUGUAAACUUCUAUGUUAAUCAAGGUUCACUUGGUACAGAGCUGAGAACUCUUAGGAAGGAGGUUAAAGUAGUUGGAAUAAAUGAAAUUGCCAUCCUCCAAAAGCUUGAACGUAAUACUUGUCAACACAAAUACUAUCGAUGGGAAUCAUCUGAAGACUGCUCCAAAGUGCCACAUACUAAAUUGUUAGGAAAAUUUAUAUCUGACCUUUCAUGGUUGGUUGUUGCAUCUGCUAUAAGGAAGGUUUCAUUCUGUGCAAGAUCUGUGGAAAACAAUAUUGUGUAUCAAAUUUUAGGGAGUGAUGCCACAACCUCUUCAUUAUACAUGGAUUCUGAAAUAAGUGUUGUGAACUUUAAAGUGAACGAAGACGGCACGCAAAUGCCUGUUAUUCAUCUAGUUGAUUUAUUUGAGACUGACACCAAUACAAGCGGCGAUAAACAUGAUUCCCAUUAUGAUGAAGUGCCAUCAUCUUAUGGUUUUGAGGGCUUACGACGAUCCAAACGUAGGAACAUACAACCUGAACGUUACUCUGAUUGUGGUAAUGUUUCUGAGAUAAAGGUUGGUAAUGUUCGAACCUGGCCAUACAAGUUAAACAAAAGGAAAGAUGAUGAUGAUGGUGGUGAAGAGUCAUUGCCAUUAGCACAAGAGAAUAGUGACAAUAGUCAAAAGGUCAAUGAACUGAGUUCUUGCCAGGAGAUUAUAGUGUACCAUGGGAGGAAUGAAACGCUGGAAUUAAAGUCAGGUGAGGCCAAUCAAACUCAACUUGCUAGUGUUCCUCUUCUUGAAGAAGGUGAUUCAUUAGCCCUUGAGCAUCAUCAUCUCAAUGACAAUGUUACUAGAAGAAGUGAUGCAUAUUAUAGCACCCCUAAGCUUAAGAGGAAGAGAUUAGUUGAUCUGGAAGCUGAUGUAGAUUUUGAUCCUGGAAGGGAAGGCAUAAAUUCCAAUAAAGGAGUUAGCGAGAAAAGACAUGGUUCAUCAUGGUAUUCAAGAAGCAGAAGCCAUGCUGCAGAACACAGUUAUAAAGACAGAAGCUUAAAUGCAACUGCCUACAAGGAAAUGAUAGAUUCAUACUUGAAGGAUGUCAAUAGAACACCAACUACAGAAGAGCCACCUGUAAUGGACCAGCGGAAGGAAAUAGGCAACUUUGGGCAAAAGAAGGAAGCAGAAAUACCUGAAAGAGAGGACGAGGAGCAAAUCUCUGAGAUCGAUAUGUUGUGGAGAGAAAUGGAAAUGGCACUGGCAUCAAGUUAUCUUGAAGAAACAGAGGGUUCAAAUAGUGCCAAUUUUGCCAAGACUACGGAAGAAUCUAAUCGCACUUGUCCGCAUGAUUACAGAUUGUCUGAAGAAAUUGGAAUUUAUUGCUACAAAUGUGGCUUUGUGAAAACCGAGAUAAAAUAUAUUACGCCACCCUUCAUUGAAAUGCAACGCUCAGUGAGGCACCAAGAGGAAAAGCAAUGCAAUGGAAAAGAUACAAAGGAAAAGGCUAGUAAAGAUGAUGAUUUCCAUCUGCUCUCAACUCAUGCUCCUACAGAUGAACAUAACUCUAUGGAACAUGAUAACGUUUGGAAGUUAAUUCCCCAAUUUAGAGAAAAGUUGCAUGACCACCAAAAGAAGGCUUUUGAAUUUCUUUGGCAAAAUAUUGGAGGGUCUAUGGAGCCAAAACUUAUGGAUGCAGAAUCCAAAAGAAGAGGGGGUUGUGUGAUAUCUCAUGCUCCUGGAGCUGGUAAAACUUUUCUCAUCAUUGCAUUUCUCGUUAGCUAUUUAAAGCUAUUCCCAGGGAAGAAGCCUCUUAUCCUUGCUCCAAAAGGCACACUUUACACUUGGUGCAAAGAAUUCAACAAGUGGGAAAUUUCUAUGCCAGUGUAUCUGAUUCAUGGGCGUGGUGGAACUCAGAAAGAUACUGAGCAAAAUUCAAUUGUUCUUCCUGGUUUUCCAAAUCCAAAUAAAGAUGUCAAGCAUGUUUUGGACUGCUUGCAAAAGAUAAAACUGUGGCAAGAGAAACCAAGUGUUUUGGUCAUGAGCUAUACUGCAUUUUUAGCAUUAAUGAGAGAGGGUUCAGAGUUUGCACACAGAAAAUAUAUGGCUAAAGCAUUGAGGGAAGGUCCUGGGAUCUUGAUACUUGAUGAAGGGCACAAUCCAAGAAGCACCAAGUCAAGGUUGAGGAAAGGGUUGAUGAAACUGAAAACAGAUCUAAGAAUACUACUUUCCGGUACAUUAUUUCAGAACAAUUUUUGUGAAUACUUCAACACACUUUGCUUGGCAAGACCAAAGUUUAUCUCCGAAGUGCUUGAUACAUUAGACCCGAUUACCAGAAGGAAAAGCAAAACAGUAGAAAAGGCAGGUCAUUUGCUAGAAUCACGAGCUAGAAAAUUGUUCUUAGAUAAAAUUGCUAAGAAAAUUGACUCGGGUAUUGGAAAUGAGAGGAUGCAGGGUCUAAACAUGUUGAGAGAAACCACAAAUGGUUUUGUAGAUGUUUAUGAGAGUGAAAAUUUUGAUAGUGCUCCUGGUUUACAAAUCUACACGUUGCUAAUGAAUACAACUGACAAGCAGCGUGAGAUUUUGCCAAAACUACACACGAGAGUGGACGAGUGCAAUGGUUACCCUCUAGAGCUAGAGCUUUUGGUAACUCUUGGAUCAAUACAUCCAUGGUUGGUUAAAACAACCUCAUGCGCAAAUAAGUUUUUCACUGCGGACCAAUUGAAGCAGCUAGACAAAUACAAGUAUGAUAUGAAAGCAGGAUCAAAAGUUAAAUUUGUUCUGAGCCUUGUUUUCCGUGUUAUGCAGAGAGAGAAAGUACUUAUCUUCUGCCACAACCUUGCACCUGUGAAGUUAUUGAUAGAGUUAUUUGAGAUGUUCUUCAAAUGGAAAAAAGAUAGAGAAAUUCUGCUGCUUAGUGGGGAACUAGACCUCUUUGAACGCGGGAAAGUGAUAGAUAAGUUUGAGGAGCAUGGAGGAGCAUCAAAGGUACUCCUUGCUUCAAUUACAGCUUGUGCUGAAGGCAUUAGUUUAACAGCAGCUUCUAGAGUGAUUUUUUUGGACUCAGAAUGGAAUCCAUCGAAAACAAAACAGGCUAUUGCACGGGCUUUUCGUCCUGGUCAAGAAAAAAUGGUUUACGUUUAUCAGCUCUUGGUAACAGGCACAUUGGAGGAAGAUAAGUACAAAAGAACCACUUGGAAAGAGUGGGUUUCUAGCAUGAUUUUUAGUGAGGCUUUUGAGCAGAACCCUUCACAUUCGCGAGCAGUGAACAUUGAAGAUGAUAUACUGAGGGAAAUGGUUGAGGAGGACAAGUCUAAAACUAUUCAUAUGAUUCUAAAGAAUGAAAAGGCUUCAACAAAUUGA